Molecule: messenger RNA, 9168 nt
Organism: Hemiscyllium ocellatum (epaulette shark)
Lineage: Eukaryota; Metazoa; Chordata; Chondrichthyes; Orectolobiformes; Hemiscylliidae
Gene: akap11
Product: A kinase (PRKA) anchor protein 11
Exons: 12
Coding region: 168-6242 (2024 amino acids)
Biological process (GO): intracellular protein localization
Cellular component (GO): cytoplasm
Molecular function (GO): protein kinase A binding
Source: RefSeq, a predicted model, not a curated record
CACGGUCUGGUUGAGGCCAGGGGGUGGUUGGGUUGUGCCGUCGAUUUUUGCGGUCUGACCUGGAUCCCGACUCGGCGCUGGAUUGUGGAGGCUGUCGCCGGUUGGGGGCUCGAGCGGUAGUCUGUGCUGUGUUCAUCUAUGUCAGAUCCUGCAACAGUCUCCCAACGAUGGAUAACAGGAUAGAAAGUGGCUGUUCCAAGUCCAGAAUGUCUCUGAGGAAAGAGAUGCUGAGCAGUCAACACCAAUUUUCAAUGAAGACCUUGCUACAGAGCACGCAGCAACUGUGUAAUGUUACACUUGGUCAGCAUUGGAAGGGAAAUGACAGCAUUACUGAGGUCACUUUCUUGGGGUUUUCCAGUUCAACUGAAGAUGAAGAUUUGGUUGACAAACAGGCCCUGGCUGCUAUUGAUCCGGAGCUAUCUGGUUUGCUGAAUUCAUUACAGCUCCACAAGCUGAAGAACACUGAAAUCGCUCUUUUGACAGGUUUGAAGAAACACUCCAGGACAAGGGAGAACACUGUUAGCCAGCAUUCCCCAUCUGAAAUGGUCUGUGUAAUGAGGCAUCCACCAGCAUCUCUAAAGUUCACCGACAGCUCUGUAUUCUCUGCACUCAGCAAAUACACCAGAGCAAUUCAGUUUUCACUAGAUGGCCAUUCGGCACUGACCCUUCACACAGAAGAUGACGACACCAAUCAGUCUGUCUCGUCCAUUGAGGAUGAUUUUGUGACUGCUUUUGAGCACUUGGAAGAGGAGGAAGCUGGAACUGAACAUGGAACAGCAGGCUUUGAUCCCAAACACCAGGAUUCAGCUCUACAAGCCUUCACACUAGAUACUGGUGAGACAAUAACUCCUGGAGACACUCCACAAAGACUUGCCUUUGACCAGUCAGCCCUCCCGUUACUUCAGAAUUCACGGUGCUCAAGGCAAUGGUCAUCUGCUAAAAGCUCAGUUACAACGUUAAGCUCAGAUCCUGGGAAGCAAAGAAGCUUUUACAGACAGCGUAAUGCUCCUAUCUUCACAUCCAGUAACAGGCAUAAAUGUGUGCCCUCUGUUUCUCCCUCUGAAUCUGAAGACUCAGGAGGCUCAAGUCCAAGUCCUGUCAUCUUCUUGGAUGAGGAAGGCUACCAGAAAAGUCUGAAAGCCAACCUGGAAUUGCCCCAGAUUCCGAUACUCAAAGAUGACAUUGAGGACUCUGACUCUGAACUGAGUGAAUUCUUUGACAGCUUUGACCAAUUUGACGACCUGAGCGAAAUGUUAGUGGGCACAGCUGUGAACUUGCAGCACGGCUCCGACCCUCAGAAUCCACUGCUGAGGAAUAACUCUACGGCAAAGCUGCCUUCAGACUUCACCCUGCAACAGUGCGCGACUGCCGCUGCUGCUAUGAAUCCACAGAGGUUUGACCAGCCAGUCCUCCCUGCCAAUGUGAAGAAGCCAACUGCUCGCAAGGCAGAAUCGCCCUAUAACAAUCUGUCUGAUGUCCCAGAUUCCCCUCGGCCAAUGAGUACCUCAGGAGAAGAUAGCAGUCCACUCUUCAGCCCUGUUCAUUCUUCAGCCUUCAGCCCCCUUGCUGCUUGUGGGAAUUCUGAGGGCUUUGGCAGAGUUGGGGCCUCUGACACACACAUUUAUCACGUUCUGAACCUAGGAGGGCUUUCCAACACUUCCUCAAAUGAUGUCAGCAAUGUUCCACACUGCAUUAAGGGUUCUGUUUUCAAAUAUCCACAGACCAGUAGCUCUGAGCAGAGAGGAGCAGCUGGAUCCACUCAGGAUAUACACUGGUCAGGUGGAUUUGCAUAUUUGGGAAAGCCGGCUUCCAUUGAAAAUUCCAACAUGAAAGACUGUACACUACCUCAGCAGAAAUGUUCAAACGUGCUUAAAGAUGGUAUUCAACGCAUCGCCACGGAACUUGUGGAGAAAAGUCUUGGUGGUGCCUUUAAGGACUUGCAAAAGGGUGUUACUUCGUGCACGAGUACUCUGUGCCAUCUGGCUGCAAGACUGACCUCCUCUGUGAUUCACAUGGCACUACAGGAGAUUGGGACAAGACAAGCCUUUGCACGGAGGCGGACUGCCAUCAACUGUCUAGCAGAUUAUUUGGUUGGUGAUGCAAUCUCUGGAGCGUUCCAGGAGUUGGAGUUUGUGAAGAAACAGAUCUUCAACAAUGCUGUAGCCCGGUUUGCCACCGACCUGGCUGAGGAGCUGGUUUUUGAGGGAAUCAUGGAGGUUUGUCAGUUCUCCCAUCCACCGACACCUACAUCCAUCACAAGCUGGUCAUUGGAAGAUGAAGCAAAGGUUGUCAGCUGCUAUGCAAGAGAUUUGUCUGAGUCGGUCCUACAGGAAGCCUUCAUUGAACUGUCUCAAGUGGAUGUGACAUUCACACCACAAGCAGCGAUUAGUAUUUCCCUAGAUAAUAUAAAAGAUGUUGGAGGUGAAGAUGUAACCCAGGCACUAAAGAUUGUUAAUGAUACAGUCAACGUUAAAGAGGAAGCACUGCUUAGACAUCCUGAAGGCUGCUACACAGAUGCUGUUGCAGGCAAAGACCUUUUUGUCUUGCACUCACCAGAGGCAGACUACAAGAUAACAAAAGCUUUCCUCUGGGUUUCUGGCAUUCUGAGUUGUGUAUCUGUUCCCAGUGUUGUCAAGACUCUUGCGUGCGAUUUUUCAGAUUCUGCACUGCACUCUUGCUGCCAUCGUAUAUCGUCCAAAGUGAAACUCGAACAAGCUCCAAAGUCUAGUCCUGCUAGGCCAGGUUCAAGGAGCAGAAAAGUGGAUAAAGUGUCACCUGUCAGCUGUGUGCACCAACUGGUAAAUCAAGCAAACAGUGCCAACUGCAGUGGGUAUGUUUUUUGUGACACCAUGAAUCUGUGUAUGGAGCCUUCAGACUGUGAAACCUCAAGGAAAAUUGAAGGCUUAGACACUAAUGAGGCUUCUCCUACAAUAGACAAGAAUUGUCAAACAACAGUGGCGAUGCUUGAUUUUGUGGUCAAUAAUGCUUUUGAUUUAGUGACUGUGCCUAAAGUGGAGUAUGAGGUAGAGGAGUAUGCUUCUCAGUUAAGUAAAAAAAUACUCUUUAAACCUGUCUCUGAAAGUCCACCAGUUUCCCAGAAGCACUUUGCUGCACACUUGGCUGAAGCAAUUGUGAGGAAUUCGGUGAAUGAGGUGAAAACAAAAGCCAUGAUGCCUUAUAAAGAUGGUGGUUCACAGGCUGAUGUUGAAACUAGUCAAGCCCCUGCUGCAAGACUUCAGGAGAUUCCAGAGGGACAGAUGCUGGAUCAGUUUUCAGUCAGGAAACUUAUUUCAGACGGACAGCAUCAGGACGUGUGCUCUCAGUCACCAGAUUUGUUGCGAACCCCUCCUGUGUCACCGAAUGAAUGUAUUCCUGGCAAACAUUUGACUAUCCCUCAGCAUUUUGCACAGGAGCUGAAAGGCCACCUAGCAGAAGAGUUUCCUCCCUGUACUCCACCUCCUAGUCCUACUGUGGGUCUCAAGAAUUUAGGUGUUGAUAGUACAGAAGGUGUCCGUGGUCCUGAGCUGGCAGAUAGCUUAAUGUCAUUGACUGAACAUCUUCAGGGUCAAGCCUUGAUGUCAACUUUCCAGACACACUCAGCAGAUAUAAAUGGGCCAAACCAGGAGCUGAGUUUAGGGUUGCUUGGAAACUCGAGAGCCGGGCUUAAUAAAGAUGGGUUGUUUUCUGAGGAACGUCUUGACCAUGUUGAAGGAAGUGGGUCCCCAGAAACACCACCCCCUACACCACAGCAAUCAUUCCAUGGAAAGAGUCUGAGGAGUUUUAGUCGAAAGCUUAAAGGAGAGUUGGCUAAAGAGUUCAUGCCAGUGACCCCACCUUCUACCCCCCAUAACCAUUCUGCCCCAAGCAUGGCGGUGAUGACCCAGGAUACUGAGCAAAAGGCCGAGUUUGUGCUGAAGCUAAUGAGGUCGCUGUCUGAAGAGGUUCUGGAUAAUGAGGACGAUGACAAUUUUGACUUUGCUGAGAGACACAGUGAGUCAAGGGAGCAGCCCAGUCCGAGGUGGGAAACCAAGGUUUUGGAGAAAGAAGAACUAAAGUUGGAUAUUAAGAGACAUGCCCUGCAUUAUGCCAAUCAGCUAGCAUCCAGUAUAGUGUCCAUGGCAACUGAAAUUGCAGCAAUCUGCGUCGAAGAUGCCAACAAGUGUGAUGCCAGUAAAAUAAGGAGCUUCAGGGUACCCCCCAGCAGCCUGUGGAGGUCGGCAGCCAGAAGUGAGCUACACACCUGGGGCUCCGGUGCUGAAAUUAAAUUUCCCGAAGAAGUUGUGGGGUCCUUGUGGAGCUACGCUGGCAAAGUUGCUGGAGAGGUCAUUCGGGACGCUAAAAAAAUUCUCAGCUCAAAGAAGCAGAAGGUGAGAAAGUUCAGGAAGGAUGUGGGCCAAGCGGAAAGCAGCGAAUCCAGCUAUGGAGAACAAGAGCAUGUUGGAGGUGAAGGAUUGAAUACCUUGGCUGAUCACUGGUCCCAGGAGCUUGUAGAUUCGGUGCAUCACUCACCUUCAGGUAGUGCACCUGGGCUCAUGUCGAAGCAUUCAAGCUGUGAGAGUGUGACUGAUGAGUAUGCAGAAUACAUCAUGAGAAUGAUCAGCAGGGAAGGUGGAAAUGGUGAGGUAAUAGUGGAUCAUUAUGCCAGUAAACUUGCCUUUAGGACAGUGAAAGUUGGCCUGGAACAAGCAGCCAGGAGGAUCAGGCAAAAGUAUAAGAGGAGACUGCUCUCCUGUCAACAGUCAAAAGGUGAGGAUGGGACGAAGGAACUUUUGAAGUUUCUGACGAGGGAGGACGCCCAAGAUGGGGAUCUCUGCAGCAGAGGCCAUGAUCAAAGACUAAGCAGAAAGGACUCCAGAGAUUUGACGAGGUUUGCAGAAUCGGUUGCUCAAACAAUCACUUAUGAAGUCACGCAGAAACUGAAGACUGCGUCUGGCAUACAUGGCUUGCCCAAGUCCCUAACAGAUUCUUGCCUGUACGAAAGGUCCCAACUGGAACAGAUGGCAGAGGGCCUUAUCAAGAAGACAUGGACCUGCUCAAUCAAACCCAUUAUCCAGAGGAACAAACGCUUUCACAGUACAGGGAGUUUAGACAACUACAGUCACAGCAUCGAUAGCACAAAUCGAGCUCUUGAACAUUAUGUGGGGAAAAGUGUGGAUAGUGCAGUCCAGCUAAGUAUGGCUGAGACUGGUGAUGAAGCUCUCGAAAGCAGGAAACAGAGAGAAUGCUUAGCCUAUGCUGAAAAGUUGACAGAAAUGGUUUUAAAAUGCUCUCUAACUGAUAAAGAAUCACGAAGUUACAUUAGUAGGCUAAGCUCCCAGACUACUGCCUUGUGCAGCAAAAAUGCCACCAGAAUGCCAUGGCUCAAUAGUAAAGCACUUAGCAAGGCAGAGCACUCUGUCCACCGCACAGUCGGAGCUUGCCAGCUAGAUGUGCCAAGGAUUCACAUUGAGUUGGAACAGAGAGGACUUUUUCCAGAGGAUUUGAUGUCUGUGGCCAUUGAAAAAGCCAAGCGAGAUCUCAGUAAUACCAGCCUGGCAGCAGAUAGUGGCAUCGGACAGGAGGGGGCAAGUUUCACCGAAAGCCUCGCUGCCGAAAUAAUGACUUCAGCUAUGAUCAGUGCAAGCCAGUCAAUUGUAAGUGCCAGUCUCAAGGAUGGAAUGCGAUCAAGUGAUUCCACCACCAGUCAACAGCUUAGUCUCAGCGUCGGUGAUGACAGUACUGGCAGCUGGUCCAAUCUGAGUUUUGAAGAUGAGCAUCCAGAUGAAACCAGCAGCUUCCUGCACCUCAGUGACAGUAAUGGCAACAGCAGUAGCUGGAGCAGUCUGGGGUUAGAAGGAGAUAUAUAUGAGGAGAAUAUAUCCUUUCCACCAUCAGACAGUGAUAAUAGUGAAGACAGAGAAGAAGAGGUGCAAGAAGAUUCUGAAGGUAUGAUGCAGGUGAAAGAAAUAUUAUCGAUUUUAAAUAUUGACCUUGAACCCUGCAGUCAUGACCCUCAGAUGAGAGCAGUGUUGCAAUGGAUAGCAGCCUCACAGUCUCCAGUGUCUUUGGUGUAUUUCAAGGAAUGUUAUGAAAAUGAACUGUUGCAUUUUCCUGCAGUGGUGAGAAGGGCAGAAGUGAGGAGCUGGAAGGUCUGUGAUCUUCUGCAAGCUGUACUGAGAUACUGCAAUGAUGCGGAGCAACACCCAACUGGAGGUCACUACAUUCGCACUCCUCUCUUUGACUGGCUGCUGGAGAAUACAUAAACCAUUUACCCACAGAGUGCUGCAAGUCUGUCUGUUGAGGGUUGUCAACAGACAGACUUGCACCACCAAGUAUUGCUACGCGUGCAAUGUACUGAGCAGGGAACUGAGCCUGGAGGUUUGUGUUAUUUAUGACAAAGCAUAAUUAGGUCAUUAACACUCUCAUACUGUAAAGAUAGGAAGGACUUUGUUGUGAGGGCAGGAUUUUUGAUCCAAAUUAAUACAAAAAAAUAGACUGGAAAGUUCCUCGAAGCUGCUCCUGCUAUGCCAGUGUCAUUUUGUGCAAAGUAUAUUAAGAAUCUCCAAGCCCAUUUUAACAGAAUAAGCACUGCUCUGAUGAUAUUCCCACCUGUUUUGUGCUAGUUCAAUACUCAGAUCUGAAGCAUUUGUAAUCCCUCUCAUAAGAAUUAAUUGAAGACUUAUCAGUUCCUUGUGGAACAGUUCUGCCUUUCAAAGUUGUUCUUGCCAUUUUUGGGGAAAAAACCUGUUGUUUUGGACCUUUUACGUAACCAUUCCACUGAUGCCAGUCUGCAAUUUUACUGGUACCUAGUUCCAGAGGCUUUUUCACCAGCUGAUUAGAGGGUGAGGAACUGACAGCAAUUGAACUUGCCAGCUCUUUUCUCCCUUGGUGCUACUUUUAUGAUCAUAACUCACUCAGUUGAAUCUGAGGCUUCAUUGGAGCCCAAUGGUCCUGCUCACCAUGGGACAAAGUUUCACUAGCCCUUCACUAGGGACUAAUGGUCUAUUUCACUUUGACCAGGCUUCACUGGACCUUCUGUUCACAAGCAGAUGACACUAUGAUACCUCCUCAAAACUCUAGAAAUUCCAUUUCAAGACUCUACCGAGCUUUAUUAAAGUACAUGUCAAUUUGUACUCGACUAAAUUUUAAUACUCAAGUUUGACUGCAGCACUCAGAGAAUGUGCUGUGGAACUGGAAAAUUGCCUGUAUCUUUGUACCCUGACCACAGAAUAUGCCACCAGCUUCAUAAAAGCAGGGAGAACAGUUUAUCCUUAAAAGAUGGACUGGUGAGGAGUACUUCAUCGUGCAAGUGCUUUCUGUCUGCACUUAGUUUAGUGGUAGAACCUGUUGCUGUUUAUAAACAAAAUUCUGACCAGGAAGAAAUUUGUUUUUGAGUUUGUCAGGACAGCUUAUGGCAUGUGGAGGUAAAUUGCAUUUUACCAGUAUCUACCCAAGAGUGGUCAAAUCUGCUCAUUUACUCAUGUGCUGCAGUCUUUCAUCCAAACCAGAGUUACUGAACCAUCCUUGCAUUACCAGUCAGCUAUGUGCAACAAUCCUGCAAAAUCAAGGGAGAUUUCUCCAGAGAGUGUGCGUAUUUCAAAUUCACAACACUCCCUAUUUCCUAAAGUGGACUGUUACAGAUUUUAAAUUUGAUAUUCUGUUUCCUCCGUUCUGGUUCACUUGUACAGUCAUUCAUUUAAGUAGUGUGCAGCUGACCACUUGCGCAUUUCCCACUUAAAACAUUUUAUUGCAAGACAUUCAAAUAAUCCAGAAUUUGUAGAUGGUAUGCUAAAUAGGGGAGAAUUUCUAGGGCCUAUCUGGCAAUGUCCGAAAGUCAGAUGAUUUCCUUUACGGGCCUGUGCUGUGACCACCCUGCUUGUGAUGUGAACCUCCCCAGGGGCGAUGCCUUUGUGAAAUCACAAAUAGAUACAAAGAAGACAGUAAAAAACACAGGGGCAAUGGAUCCUGACUCUGGAGUUUUACUUAUUAGGUCUAUCAACGGAAAAGAUAUAUCAUUGCAAGAAACCAUAUUUAUCACUAUUGUGUCAGUUGUUAUGUAGGUACCACAUUCCCAUAAACUGAUCCCUUGGAGUAACGAGAUGAUUCUGUACAAAACACAGAGCAUGAUUUGAGUGUUGAAUUGAAAAUCCUACUCAUCGUGGCUGCUGUACAGACUUUAAAAUUGUUUUUCUUCCUAAGACCCCUUGGUGAGAUUGAAGGAACGUUCAGCACUACACAGGGCUGCUCAACUUGUGAUGUUAAGUUGGUUCCAAAAGCAUUACCUUUUCAUGGAAGUUUAAUAUGCAUUCCUCCACUUUAGUCAGUCCAACAUGCACAAACCAACAUGCUUGAUCACAUUGUCAGGUUUACUCACUGAUACCUCAAAUUCACCAUGCACAUUUGUUACAUUUCCAACAAGUUUAAUAUCUGGAUUUGUUACAAUAUUGCCACAACAGUAGUAUCUAUGGCUGUUUUGAAGUUGCCAUGUGCUAACAUAGUGAAUUGCACCAGUUCUCAAACUUCCUUGAACUUACAAUGGGCUGCGUGGAUGGAGCCUUUUGAGUUGCCAAGUGUUUGUUGAUCUUUGUCACACUAACAGAAGCAAAAUUGUGUCGAUUGCAUUUUAUCUAAAUAUAGAAUUGAAAUUCAUAUGAUAUUGCCCAAAAUUCAGUGACCUCAUAAUGCACUUUGAAAUUCCACAGUUCCUGUCUUUGACUUUCCAAUCUGGUCGUCAUAAAAGAACAUGAAUUAGAGCAUUAGGAAUAUGUUUUCCCCACUACUUUGAACUCACCAUAGCACCUUUUUAAAGCAAAGUGAUAACAGCAGGGCCAUCGAACUCAGUGAAAAAUGUAUUCCUGGUAACUUUGUCACUUUAUCUUUGUGUGUUCCUUUGACUCUGCUCCAGAUGUAUUUAGUGAUGCCAUUAAAAUCUAACUUGAUUCUGAUAGUACUUAUUUUGUUACUGUGCAGUGUUAAUUCCAUCGUAGCUCACAUGCUGGGUAAAUAUGAAGUGUGUGAUGUCUGCUGUUUGUAAUCCCUAACUGUCGAUAUGAAUUAUGCCAAAUAUAGAGCAAUGAUGUUCAUUUAACUUAUAGUGAUUUGAUGUGUCAGCUAUUAAUCCAAGUGUACAAUCUGUUCUCAGAUUAUAUGCUGCAAGUUGCACUAUGUUAAUGUUAUUUCUCCAGCAAU